Molecule: messenger RNA, 8613 nt
Organism: Emys orbicularis (European pond turtle)
Lineage: Eukaryota; Metazoa; Chordata; Testudines; Emydidae
Product: neural-cadherin-like
Exons: 33
Coding region: 1-8613 (2870 amino acids)
Biological process (GO): cell-cell adhesion mediated by cadherin; cell morphogenesis; cell-cell junction assembly
Cellular component (GO): plasma membrane; catenin complex; adherens junction
Molecular function (GO): cadherin binding; calcium ion binding
Source: RefSeq, a predicted model, not a curated record
AUGGGCUGCCUGGGCCAGCUGCGGCUCCCCUGCUGGCUGCUUGUGUAUUGGGCUCUGGCCGCUUCGGACGCCGCCCCCAGGCGGAGACCCUCAUUCCACGGCCACGUGCCGGAGAACUGGCCGGCGGGCACGCGGGUGAGCGGGCUGAGCAUCCCGCUGACCCGGCUGGGACCGGAGCCCUGGUGCGCCAAGGUGCAGGGGCGCCGCUGGCACCUGCAGCUGCUGGGCGAGGACCACGCGCACUUCCAGGUGUCGCUGCAGGCGCGCUCGGGCCAGGUGUGGCUGCGCACCCGCCGCCCGCUGGACCGCGAGGCGCGGGCGCUCUACGCCUUCCGCCUGGGUUUGUGCUGCAAGCACUGCCCGCCGCGCGGCGUCCCGCCCGCCGAGCUGGCCACCCUCACCGUGCUGGUGCUGGACGCCAACGACAACGCGCCGCGCUUGGCCGGCCCCGGCCCGCCGGGCGGCGUCACCCGGCUCCGCGUCGAGGAGACGCUGGCGCUCAGGUCCCAGGUGUGGCAAGUGCGCGCCGAGGACCCGGACGCGGGCGCCAACGCCGAGCUGCGCUACUUCGCCCGGCCGGGCAGCGCGCACUUCUUCGUGGUGCCGCGCAGCGGCCGCGUGCUGCUGGUGCAGUCCCUGCUCCACGUGCGGGCGCCCAUCCCGCUGCGCCUCUUCGCCCGGGACCGCGGGCAGCCGCCCCUGCUCAGCGCCCCCCUGGACAUCGAGGUGCUGCCGCAGGUCAGGCAGCUGCCGCCGCCCCAGCGCAGCCGCCGGACCCCGCUCCAGCCCGACUCCCCGCUGGCGCUCUCCUUGCCCGAGGAUGCCCGGCCCGGGACUCUGCUGACCACGCUGGCCCCGGCCAGGUUCGCCUCAGCCUGGUUCGAGCUGGUAUCUCCGCCCGCAGGGGAGUCCCCGCUGCGGGUGGACAGGGAGAGCGGGGAGGUGACUCUCGCCAGGACCCUGGACAGGGAAGUGUCCGCCAUCUGGGAGUUCAUAUUCCGCGUCCAGGAGAGGCAAGGAAAGGAAUGGUACUUGCUGCGUUUAGAACUUACUGUGACAGAUGUGAAUGACAAUGCACCUGAAUGGGCCAUGGAUCCUUUCCCAUUCUUGGCCGUGGUAUCUCCUAAAGCUGCAGCAGGUACUAAAGUGUAUAAGCUUCUUGCUGUGGAUGAUGACGAAGGGGUCCACGGAGCUGUAGAAUAUUUUCUCUUGGAAGGUGGAGAAGACAGAUUUGAGGUCGAGAAGGACAGUGGUUGGAUUAAAACAACAGGUUUGCCACUAGUGAAGGACAGGGAAUACCUAAUGACUGUGUUAGCAGUGGAUAAACUUGGUAAUAAAGGGUCUCCUGCUUCUGUUUCUGUGAUUGCGGGGCUUCGACCACCACAAUUUACCAACAUAUCAUAUAUCGUUUAUGUUCCUGAAAACAAGCUCCAGGGAAAAUCAUUUCUUACAGUCUCUGCUUUGUCAUAUCAAAACAAAUCCCUGAGCUACAAUUUGCUAACUAAUCCUAGUGGCCUGUUCAGCAUCCAUCAGGCAACAGGAGAGAUCAGCUUGACUCGGAGUGUGGAUUAUGAGAGUGACCAACACCAAUACUUGCUUCUGGUCAGAGCAACAGAAGGCCAAGAGCAGUUUAGCAGUGUAACUGAGGUUUUGGUUGUAAUCACAGAUGAGAAUGAUUGUGCCCCAGAAUUCCAGCAGUCAAUCUACAGCAAAGACAGUGUUCCUGAAACAGUUCCCAUGACAACUGUACUUCUGCAAGUGACAGCCAGCGACUGUGAUUCAGAAGAAAACGCUGAAAUAUUAUAUUACACUUUGAGUCCAGAUUUUAACAUUUCUUCACAUGGUACUAUCUUCCCAGCAACACAGUUGGACUAUGAGCGGCCCAACCAUCUUUAUGAAUUUAUAAUUAUGGCUGUAGAUAAAGGAGAAGAGCCAAAGACUGGGACAGCAACUGUUAGAAUCCGUGUUUCAAACAUGAAUGAUGAAGCACCCGAGUUUUCUCAGACAAUCUACAGGAGUUUUGUUUCUGAAGAUGCAGGCCCAAAUACGUUGAUUGCUACAGUCAAUGCUAUAGACCCUGAUGGUGAUGGCCUGACUUAUGACAUUGUAGCAGGGAAUCAAAAGGGAAACUUUGUUGUUGACCCUCAGAAAGGAUUAAUUCGACUUCGCUCGAGCCCACUUCCUAAGCUUCAGGGGACAGAGUACAUACUUAAUGUCACAGCUACUGAUGAUAAUGCUUCUGGUGGGCCUCACUCUCUCACUAGUACAGCACUGGUUAUCGUGGGAAUUGAUGAUGUCAACAAUAACAAACCUAUAUUUCAGAAGUGUCAAUAUUAUCGGGAACAUGCUUCUGUGUUGGAGAACCAGCCUUCAGGAACAUUUGUACUGAGGGUUGAGGCAACUGAUGCUGAUGAAGGAGCCAAUGGUAGAGUGAAAUAUGGCAUAAUGCAUAGAGAUGGUGCCUUACCAUCGUUUAGUAUUCAUCCUGAUACAGGAGUCUUGACAACUCUUCAGAGAUUUGAUCGAGAAAACCAAAGGGAAUAUCCUAUUACUGUGACUGCGACAGACCAGGCUGCAGAACCUCUCAUUGGAAUCUGUCAGAUAAAUGUUGUCAUCCUGGACCAAAAUGACAAUGAUCCUAGAUUUGAAAACACCCGCUAUGAAUAUUUCCUGAGAGAAGACACAAAAGUUGGGACUAGUUUUCUUCGUGUUGCAGCCCAUGAUGAUGAUUAUGGUUCAAAUGCUGCCAUAAUGUUCUCCAUAGCAAAUGAAGAACCAGCAUAUUUCCAAGUGAAUCCUAGUACAGGUUGGGUGUAUGUCAACCAACCCAUACCUCAGAGGUCAUUUACAACUCAAGAGAUUAUUGCCACAGAUGGAGGAAACAGGAGCAGUAAGGUUGAGCUGGCUGUAACAAUUACUAGUGCAAAAAAUCAGCCCCCACAGUGGGAAAGAGACAGUUAUGAAGUUGUCAUUCCAGAGAAUACCACACGAGAUACACACAUUGUGACAAUUAAAGCAACUUCUCCCAUGGGUGACCCUCGUGUGACCUAUAAUCUAGAAGAUGGACUUGUUCCAGAGACCAACAUGCCAAUUCGUUUCUAUCUGACUCCAAACAGAGAGGAUGGUUCUGCUUCAAUCCUAGUAGCUGAGCCAUUAGAUUAUGAAACAACAAAGAGCUUUGUGCUGAAGGUUCGGGCCCAGAAUGUUGCUGCAGUGCCUCUGGCAGCGUUCACUACUGUCCAUGUCAAUAUAACAGAUGUCAAUGACAAUGUCCCUUUCUUUACUUCGUCAAUAUAUGAAGCCUCAGUAACAGAGGGAGCUGAUAUUGGGACAUUUGUUCUUCAAGUCUCUGCCACCGACCUAGACCUGGGUCAGAAUGGUGAGAUCACUUACUUUCUGUUACAUGACCGUAGUGGGGACUAUACAUGUUUUCGCAUAGACUCACAGACAGGCUCCAUAUACAGUACCUCAGUAUUUGACAGAGAGAAUAAGGGGUCAUAUCUCUUGGAAGUAAAGUCGAUAGAUGGCUUUGAAUCUGCUCGACCUGGAAAACGUGGGCGGCCAAACUCUGACACAGCCUAUGUGCGCAUUUUUAUCAGCGACGUGAAUGAUAACAAACCUGUCUUCACUCAGAGUGUCUAUGAAGUUAAUGUGGAUGAAGACCAGGAUGUGGGUUCUACUGUCAUUACAGUCAGUGCUAAUGAUGAAGAUGAAGGAGCAAAUGCUAAAUUAAGGUACCAGAUCACAGCUGGAAACACUGGUGGAGUACUUGAUGUUGAACCAGAAACAGGAGCCAUCUUUAUUGCUCAGCCACUGGAUUAUGAAGAAGCGAAAAUGUAUGAACUUCACUUGUUGGCCUCUGAUGGUAAAUGGGAAGAUUAUGCAAUUAUCAUAAUCAAUAUUGUGAAUAAAAAUGAUGAGGCUCCAGUUUUCUCUAUCAGUGAAUACUAUGGAAGUGUGAUUGAAGAACUGGAUGGAUUACCCAUCUUUAUACUUCAGGUUGUAGCAAAUGAUCCUGAUAGCAGCAUGGAUGAAGGCGAUUUGAGAUAUUCUCUGCAUGGACAUGGUGCAAUUGAUGUCUUUACAAUAGAUGAGAACACAGGCAGCAUUUACUCACAGAAGAUGCUUGAUCGGGAAGAGCGAGCACUGUGGAGAUUUGUUGUGUUGGCUACUGAUGAGGGAGGAGAAGGACUUACUGGAUUUGCUGAUGUAAUUAUUAAUGUGUGGGAUAUAAAUGACAAUGCUCCCAUAUUUACCUGCAUGCCCGAUGACUGCAAUGGGAGUGUUUUUGAAAAUUCUCCUGCAGACACUUUGGUCAUGGAAAUGACAGCUGUGGAUUUAGAUGAUCUGAAUGUAGGUCUGAAUGCAAUUUUGACAUAUAGGAUAACUGACAAUGUAAAAACUGGAUUUGGUACAGACUUCUUUAAUAUCGACCCCAAUAGUGGCACAAUACAUGUAGCAGGGGGAAUGCUGGAUAGAGAGAAGACUGAUAAAUAUUUCCUUACUGUUGAGGCCAGGGAUGGGGGAGGGUUGACAGGAACUGGCACUGCCACUAUCUGGAUUGCAGAUGUCAAUGAUCAUAUACCUGAAUUCACUCAGGAGGUCUGGCAGGCAGUGAUUCCUGAAAACAGUGCAGUCAACUCAGAAGUUCUGGAAAUGUCGGCUACAGAUGCAGACACUGGGGAAAAUGCUCACUUAACAUUCAGCAUUAUUGGAGGAGAUCCAGAUCAGAAGUUUUACAUUGAAAGUAACAAAGAAGGUCAACGUGCAACUAUCAGAUUGAAAAAGAAACUGGAUUAUGAGAAACCUCAUGAAAGGUGGUUUAACCUUACGAUUAAAGUAGAAGACCUUGAUUUUUCCAGUGUUGCAACCUGCUUGAUUGAAGUUGAAGAUUGUAAUGACCACAGCCCAGUUUUUAAUUCCCAGUUUAUCCAAACUAACCCUUUCUUUGAGAACAUACCUGUGGGUACUACAGUCACCACAGUGAGAGCCACCGAUGAGGAUUCUGGUUUGAACGGGGACAUUAUCUAUUUUAUUAAAUCAGAUUCAGAUCCUAUCAGACAGUUUGCAGUUGACCCAGAUGGUCAUGUGACUGUUGCAAGUACACUGGAUCGUGAAGUCAUUCAGCAAUACAAUUUAAUCAUACAGGCUUCAGAUCAAGGGACUCCUGCCCAAACUGGAAGUGUUACAGUCCUGAUUAACUUGCUAGAUAUUAACGACAAUGAGCCAAGGUUUGAGGCAUCAUAUUUGCCCAUUGUUUGGGAAAAUGUGUUGGGACCUCAGGUGGUGUAUAUGAACCAUACAUCAAAGCUGCUGUAUGCUGUGGAUCCAGACAGUGGUGAAAAUGGGCCACCGUUAACAUUUUUGCUGCCACCUGAUUAUCAGAAUUCUUUGGAUUUUUCUCUUACUGACAACAGAAAUAACACAGCAACCAUUACUGCACUGAGGUCCUUUGACAGAGAAAAGCAGAAGGUGUUCCACCUGCCAAUAAUUAUAACAGAUAGUGGGAAUCCAUCUAUAAGUGCUACAAACACCUUGACCAUAACAAUUGGUGAUGAAAAUGAUAACAGCCAUGAAGCUGGCCAUAAGGAAAUCUUUGUCUAUACCCACAGAGGGAAAUGGUCAACAACAGUGCUUGGGGAAGUGUUUGCACCAGAUCAGGAUGACUGGGACAAUAAAACAUUUCUCUCUGAAGGAAAAAUGCUCAAGUUUUUCAGAUUAAAUCAAAGGACUGGCUCUCUGGUAAUGGUGGAUAAUGCUCCUCAGGGGACAUACAACUUAAGAGUCAGAGUUUCAGAUGGAGUCUGGCCUGAUGUAAUAUCUACAGUACAGAUCCAUGUCAAAGAGUUGGAAAAUGAAGCCAUACGCAAUUCAGCCACUGUACGUCUGGCAGAUGUCACAGCGGAGGAGUUUAUAAGGAAAGAUGAACAUGGGAAAAGCAGACAUGACAAAUUUAAGGAGUUACUGGCAGAAAUCUUCUCCACUCAUCCUAGUGAUAUCACUAUCUUCAGUAUGAUGAAUGUUGAUGGAAGACAGACAAACUUAAGAUUUGCAGUUCGUGGUGGCUUUUCUUAUUAUAGACCAGAAAAAUUGCAUGGUGAAAUGGCAGCAUUUAAAAACAAGAUCCAAACAGCUUUAAAAGUGAACAUUUCACAGAUUGAUGUAGACGAAUGUGGGAGAAUAGAUUGUCGUGGUGGCAGCGGUUGUACAAACUACUUCACAGUGAGUGACAUUCCAACAGUGAUGGAUGCCGGGAAUGUGUCAUUUGUCUCUGUAACAAUCACCAUCAGCGCAGUCUGCACCUGUUCAGCUAGAGAUCGAGUUCAUCAAUCUUGUGCCUCCUACCCCCGAAGCCCAUGUCUCAAUGGUGGGACAUGUAUUGACACUCUUAAUGGUUACAGAUGUCAUUGUUCUACUUCAUUUCAUGGACCUGACUGCCAGCAGACUAAGCACAGUUUCCAUGGAAAUGGAUAUGCAUGGUUUCGACCCAUCAGGCCUUGUUUUGAGAGCUUAAUAUCCCUAGAGUUUAUUACUGAGGUUCCAGAUGGGCUUUUACUAUACAGUGGUCCUUUAUCAGAUCCAGAGCCUGGGAGUACAGAGAACUUCAUGGCAAUAGAACUUUCUAGUGGCAUUCCUGUGUUGAAAAUUAACCAUGGUGCAGGCACUGAGACGCUGCAUUUCCCAAGUCACUUGAACUUGACUGACAAAAGAUGGCAUCGGCUUGAAGUCAGAACUAAUGGUCAGGAUGUUCGAUUCACUUUGGAUCGUUGCAGUGCAGCUAUUGUUUCAGAGAUAGAGGGACUAGGUAAAUGGUUGUCAACUGAAGACCGCAGAAACUGUGAGGUCACGGGGACUAUUCCACAAAGAGGAAGGUAUUUGGAUGUGAUCCAAGUUCUUCAGCUGGGUGGUGUAAAAGAAUCAAUUCCGUAUUCAUACCCUCAGUUACAGCACAAGCAUUUUACUGGCUGCCUGCGCAAUUUCAUCUUGGAUACUCAGGUUUAUGACCUUGAAUCUCCUGCAGAGUCCCUGAAUAGCUCCCCUGGCUGUGCAUUGACAGAUGGGAGCUGUGAGACCACGGGCUUCUCUUCCUGUGGUAUUCAUGGAAGAUGUCUUGGAGAGUGGACCUCAUUCAGCUGUCACUGUUUGCCUGGUUACUAUGGCUACAGAUGUGAUAAAGUUGCCAAAGAAUACUCCUUUGGGCCAGGGAGCCAUAUUCGGUAUCUGCUUCCUGUUGCUGCACCAGCCCGCAGGACGCUGUUAGAGGUGACGGUCAGGACACGACAGCCCAAUAGUGUCAUCAUGAGCAUGUCUUCCCGAGCCAUGGAUGAACACAUCACCCUGCAGGUUGUUCAGGGAUUCUUAACUGUCUCCUAUAACUUGGGUGAUGGAGACUAUGCCGUAAACCUUCCCUCCUACAACAUUGAUAAUGGUGAGUGGCAUCAUAUCACCCUGGAGAGAAUUGAAAACGAAUUUACCCUUCGCCUUUAUGAAGGAGGUGGGAAGAGAGAAAUCCUGAGAGCAGCAGGAGUACGCAAAGAGAUUGUGAUCGAUCCCAGUAGGUUGGUCCUUGGAAACACUUACUCUGUCAAUCAAAACCAAAGUUUUCAAGGAUGUAUGAAGGAUGUCAGAUUUAAUAACUACAGACUGCCUCUGGAUACUCACACUAAGGAGCUGGUGUCAGUAUUAAGUGCCCAAGGAGUGAAAGAAGGCUGCUCUUCAGAGGCUUGUAGCCACAACCCCUGUAGCCAGCCGUUUAUUUGUAUUGACUUGUGGAUGAUGCAUGAAUGCAGUUGCCCUCCGGGACACCUGAUCACAGAGAAUGCCACAGGCAGGCACUGUGUCUAUACUGUAUGUGCUAAAAGACCCUGUAACUUUGGCACGUGUAUCUCCCAGUCUCCAACCAAGUUCCGAUGUCAUUGCCCUGAUGGCUAUACUGGCCGUUACUGUGAAAUCACCCUGGCAAUCUUUCACAAGGAUGCAGGCUUGAGCUUCAGUUCCAUGUUCGCCAUCUGCAUUUGCUUUUUGGCACUAUUAGUUCUGUUCAGUGGUGCUUUCCUGUGGACUCGCUGGAAGAGUCACAAAGGUUUGAAUGGAGGAGUUUACCAUGUCUCUGCCUAUCAUGAUGACUUGGAGGACAUCAGAGAAAAUAUCCUCAACUAUAAUGAAGAAGGGGGUGGGGAGCAAGAUCAAGAUGCUUACAACAUGGCAGAACUCCAGAUGUCUCUUCAGACUAGCCCAGCCUAUUCUCUUUCUCUCUACAAGAAGAAAGGGAAACCAUCAGAGCUGAACUGUCCCUUGAGCAGCAAUGUGGCACCUAGCCCAAAGGAGCAGCUAAAAGCAUCUACAACUAGAAGCUCCUCCUUUACCAGUGAAGACUUCGGUCGUUAUCUGUCAGAUGUUGUUAGGGAUGCUGACCAGCAGCCCCAGGCCUUGCCCCACGAUUCCCUACAGGUAUAUUACACAGAGGGAGGGGGCUCAGUAGCCAGUAGUCUCAGUUCCCUGGAUUCCUCUGGACUGGAUGAGGAGACUGUGUAUGAUGACAUGAAAGAGUGGGGACCAAAGUUUGAGAAAUUAAGUGAACUGUAUUCACACAAAGAGACAGAGGACAUGUAG